AUACACCAUUUUGUUGUUUGUCAACCGCCAAUAAAAUUUCAAGAAGAAGCAGCAGAAGCAGAAGCGAAACAAAUCUGAGGCCAAACAAAGUGGAGUACCGCAAUGUGGAUUGCAAUUGUUCAGCCAUGAACGCGCUUUUCGGCUUCGGAGUGUGUUUUGUGCUUCUGGUGAACGUGUCAGCGGGAUUUGGAGAUCUGAGGCGUCCUGAGAACGUCCGCAUCGACUCGCUCAACACCCGUUAUGUGCUGCGGUGGGACUGGCCUCACGAGACGGCCGCCAACCAGACCGUCACCUUCACUGCGCAGUAUAUAGCGGAGUUUCGCUCGCGGAGGGCCAAGCAUGACGAGGACUGGACAUCGGUGUGUGUCAAUGUUUUAGAGCAUCGCUGUGAUUUCACUGGAGCUGAAAUGAUGUACUGGGGCUUGUAUCUGCUGCGCGUGCGGGCCAACACGUCACGGCAGUCCUCCGGCUGGGUCCAGAUCAGAUUCUGUCCUGAUAAACAUGCUGGUUUAGGUCCUCCGUCCAGCGUGAAGCUGAACACUGUUGGAGGAGAUCUAGAGAUCAUCAUCCGCGACCCUCUGAGCAGCAAUAACGAGUCCAUGAAAACUCUGCUGGACGACAAGCUGAGCUACCUCAUCCAGUACUGGAGGCGCUCUGAAGAUCCUCAGGCGGCUACAUUCCUGCCAACAAAGAACAAUGUGGUGACGGUGACUAAGCUGGACAGACAGACGUGGUACUGUGUGAGAGUUCAGAGCUGCUACAACUUCUACAACAAGAGCAGUGUCUUCAGCGACACACACUGCGCACGCACUGGAGGUCAGAUGCCGUACUGGCGGAUUUUCCUGUACUUCCUGAUUUCUCUGCUGCUGUGCUUCCUGCUGGUGCUGCUGCUGUUCUUCUGCUUUUACAAGAUGUCUGUGCUCUUGAAGAACACCUUCUGGCCAGCCAUUCAACUCCCGGAUCACAUUCAGGAGCUGUGGUUAAGUGACUCAGAGAAGCCGCAGCUGCUGGCUCCCGAGUCUCGGGAGUCUGUGUGUGAGCCGCUGGUCAUGGUCCGUGCUGUGCUGGACGCCGAGGAGGUGGACGAGCAGAGCUCGAACGCCGAGGAUCAGGACUCCAGCACGCACGGCCGACACGGCAGCGGAGACUCGGGCGUUUACUCCGCAGAGGAGGACUCCGGUCGCAGAUCCACCUCACACGCUGACCUACAGAUGAGCGUCACCAAGCACAGAGGAGAGCUGCAUGAUGGGACGCUGCAGCAGCUCUGCGCUUGAAACCGUCAACGGAUGUCAGACGCACGUGACUGUGGCUUUUUGCAGCUUUGCCUUUCUCUCUUUAAACAUCUGUCAGCUUAUUGUACAUGCAGAGACUGCAGCACCUUAGUGAGUGUUAUAACAUUUGAGCCAUAUUUGUCAUUUCUGUAUGCUGUCAUGCAGAUUUCUUAUGAUUCUUAUAGAAUCUUAAUUCAUUAUUGUCACUUGAUGACUUUUUUUUGUUGGCUUUAACAACAACGUUUAAAAAGAAAAUGAACUGUGAUUCGUUAGUGUGACUGUUUUCUCAUUCAUCUCCAGUGUCAAAUUAAAAUGACCUCUAUCCUAUGUAAAUGACUUGUCUUUAAAUGGUUGUAUUUCCAGUCUUUAGCCCUAUUAAGUUAUGCUCAUGUUUGUGUGCUGUAUUCGCACAUACAGUAUAUAUGUGUGUGUGUGUGUGUGUGUGUGUGUGUGUGUACAUAUACACAUAUAUAUAUAUAUUAUAGAUGGGACGAUAAGUCAUUGCAACACGAAUCAAGAAAUGAUUCAGCAUCGAUUCGAGAUUUUCCGAAGACAUCGCGAUUCUUUCUCAUAUCGAUUCUGAGCUUAGUUUUGAACAGCAGACGGCACCGUUUGCUUUAGAAACAUCUGUGCUCUGUAAAUGUGAGCCACAGAGUUUGAGCACAUUGCUAUUAUUCAUUUAUUUAUUUAUUGGCAUCACCUUGUGGAAGUUUGAUGCAAGGACAAAAAUCCCACUGAUAGCUGUAAACUGUUUUCUCAGUGGUUGUUCAGGCUCUUAGGUUAAAGCGUAACCAGGAAAUUACUCUCCAUGCAGAAAUUGCUCCUUUCCUUGUUUCUUUCAUGUUGUGCCUUGAAAAGGCCCUCAACUUUAUUCUUAAUUCUAUUAGCUGUCUGUAAAGUUUUGCGUAAAUGGAACUUGAAUCGGUGGCAGAAUAUUUGACAAUGUGUAGUGUUGGUGUGUCUCCAGGAACAAGGAUGGGAAACACUGCUAAAUGGCUUUGUUUUGCUAAUUAUAAAGGCUUGUACAGCUGUGUUCACUGAAGCUUUGAUCAGCCAUGCAUGUUAGGCUGGCCGCACACUAGAAGAUUUUAAGGCUGAUUUGCACCCUCAAACAAUCGGGGUAUGUGGCCUGAUUCAAGGCUUGUCGCAAAUGAUUUUUUGUCAAAAAAGAAAAAAAAUCCCUUAUUGUGUGGUGUCAUUACGAUGUGGUGCCCAAUCGAGACUGAGCGUCCCCAAAGUCAAAUCUGACGCGAUGCCCACAAUAGCCAAUGAGAGCAACCAAGCGUCGGAUUUUGUAAGCUUAUAUAGCUGAAACUUGGCAGCCACAAACACAAACAUGCUAUGAAAGCAGAAUGCUGAGAAAGAACAUCACCCAAAUAAUUUUUUUAUACUUUGUUUUUUUUACUGUGAAACAGAACGAAUGCUAGAAGAGCCAGCUGACAACGUCGAUUGUUCUCCAUUUGUUUGCCUUCUCUAGUCACGUUUGAUCUCGUGAGAUCGUGUGUCACUGUGAAAUCGUUCCUACAAUCAACAAGUGUGUGGUCUAAUCAUCUAGUGUGCGCAUUCAGAGGAUUAUAAGGCUGAAAAUCGGUUGAAACGGUCUUCAUGUCUGUGGUCUCUCACGGUUUUAAAAUCGGUUAAGAUUUGAAUGCUUGUAAGUAAUAAUUAACAUUUUCAAGUCCAUUCAUUAUUUGUGGCUCGCAAGUCUCAAUACAAAUAAAAUAAAAUGGAGCAUAAAAAUGUGUUUUUGUCUCAUUAAUGUCUUAUAAUUC
Labeo rohita (rohu) is the source of this 3043-nucleotide messenger RNA. RefSeq names its product interleukin 10 receptor, beta (gene il10rb). The transcript is spliced from 7 exons. The record is from RefSeq and is a predicted model, not a curated record. Bases 126 to 1274 code for a protein of 382 amino acids. Gene Ontology annotation, molecular function: protein binding; interferon receptor activity. NCBI's taxonomy places the organism in Eukaryota, Metazoa, Chordata, Actinopteri, Cypriniformes, Cyprinidae.